Molecule: messenger RNA, 1833 nt
Organism: Seminavis robusta
Lineage: Eukaryota; Bacillariophyta; Bacillariophyceae; Naviculales; Naviculaceae
Source: the annotation of a GenBank genome assembly
AUGACCCAAAACUCACCGGGCAACUCAUCUGAAUCUGAAUCCAAUGACUCCAACCAACCAGAACCUCCAACCAGCAGCCUCUACGACUUUGUUUCCAGUCUCAUCUCGCCUGCUGCAAACGUUUCUGGUGAUCCAGACUCUCGAACCUUCUCGUUCGAUUCCAACCAACACGACGCCGAAACCAACAUGGCUGAACCUGCCCCCCCCCCCCCCCCCGUCGCUCAGACUUUCACUCAAGACCAGCUCCUUGAACUCCUCAGGGCCGCUGGACGACAGCGGGAUGCAUUUCCUACUCUCAAGCAGCCCCGGGUCGGAGGACUCAAUGCGACUGGAGCUUGGACUGGACAUGGAGUCGGCGGCGAAGGAACUUCUCCCAUGAGCGCCCAGUGCAUGAGAGACUUCAAGACGGAUGUAAUCAAGAACCAUCAGGCUCUCUCUCCCAUCGAACUGAAGUGCAAAGAGGGACUGAGUGGCUCACCCGACCUUCUGUUUAAUCUCCCUGGCGAACCAAACGCGGAUAAGGUAGUGCCAUCGCUUAUUGCUCUAAGCGAGUUCAUGAUCUCAGUUGGGAUGGAAAGCGUCUUUAGAAUCAUUCAGACCGAUGGCACUCAGUUGGACAUGCUUCUCCAACCUGGUAUGGUUUCCAGCGACAUUGAGCGAACCUGGCAUAAGGAUCUAACGGUCAAUGGAGUUAUCAAAGUUGAUGAUCAGGGCCGUCCUGUCAUGGCCAACGGUGCUGUCGAUCGUUUUGCUCAGUGCUCAUAUGAUGCCCAGAACCUGCAUUGGUCGGGUGAAGCCGUGCUCAACUCUUGUUCGCCAACACUCAUGCAGGACCUUAAGCAAGUCAUCCCAAAGCUCGCUGAUCGAACUGGUCCCCAUGUCCUAUUUACCAUUCUGAAGAAGAUUUACCGCCCAUCCAGCUCCAAGAUCAAGAGUCUUGUCAACAAGCUAGAGGCACUCAAGUUGACAGAUUACCCUGGGGAAAAUGUCUCUCACUUUGUCCACGAUGCAUCUGCUAUCGUCCGGGAAAUUCAGAUGAACCAUAUGCCAAAUGCAACAGUCCCUGACUUGACAACUUGGGCGCUCAAGGGUCUUACCACGGCAAGCGACCCAUUGCUUCUCCAAAGUAUGAGAGAGCUUUGUCUUGCCAAUGAUGUCAGUGGAUUUGAUUCGACUAACAAACAAGUGAUGCGUCCCAUCGCUGCUCUUCGCAAAGGUGAAGACCUUUACACCAUGCUGGUCUCUCAAAGUGACUAUGCACCUGCCCAGCAGAUUUCUUCUGAUACCAAGCACAAAGCUAUGCUAACCCAAAUGGCUGCCAUGGUGGCUAAAGAAUUGAAGACCACACUUACUCAGGACAGGUCUGCAGGUGGCAGCAGCGGUGGUGGCAGUGGGAGCAGCAGUAUCAAGUGUUGGACAUGUGGAGGUGACCACAUGCAACGUGAUUGCCCCAAGUCUGGCAGCAGCUCUGGAUCUAGCGGCAGUAACAGUUCCACUGGUCGUGGCAUUGCCAAACAUGGACUGGAUGAGGCCACUAUUGCAAAAGGAGCUAAUCGAGUUGCAUAUGUUCCCGCUAGUGGUGUUGAAUCGCCCCCUGCUGCUGUUGUACCACCACCCCCAGUGGACACAGGGGUCACUGCUGGAGGAAAUCUUUGUGGUGCUGUUCGAUUUGCUGAUGCUCCAGUUAUUGAUCCACAGGAGUUCAUGCAACGGGAUGAAGUCAACUAUGAUAUGGGCAGUAUCCCAGUUGUCGACCAUCACUUGGCUGAAGCUUUGGAGGAAGACGACGAGUUUUCCUUCCUGUCUCUGCUUUUAAAAGGAUACGGCAGGUAG